UAAUUUAUGUAUAAAAGAAUUAUAUAACUACGAAUUACUAUAAAUAUAAUGAAGAACUGUAAACACAUAACUUUGCGAACUAAAGUAAAAGUUAACACUUUCGAAAUUACUCAUACCUUAUAUACUUGUUUAUUUCUAUUUGUACAAUGACGUAUUUUGACUUUCGAGUUUUAACGUAUGUCUUUUAUAAAAAUUUUAUUUUUACUGCUUAAUUUUAUUGUGCAUGCUACUUCCAAGGAGAACGUCCGUUUUUAUCCUUUCGGGCAUUCGAAGCUUUGAGAAAAUGUAACCUUGAUUCUGCUACGUGUAUUAAUUGCACACCGGCGUUAUUCUGAUGAAGCGUCUAACAAGAGUAGCAAGCUUUUUUAUUCUGUUUAUCCGUAGUUGGAUGGAAGAAUAGUGGAAAGUGGAGGGAAAAGAAACGACACAGGAAAGGGCGUGAUUCGCUUUCUGCCAACGGAUCCGCCAGCUAAUCUUCCGAAAUGAUCGACAGAUCAGAUUAAUGGAGUUUCACGCUAAAUUAUGCACUCCCAUUCUUUCGCGUCUUGCGUUUAAUCAAGAUGCGAUCUUGAUUCUGUACACCGUGAAAUAUAUCGCGCGGAGAGUACAUCUUACUUCCUCAACAAUUACGAUCUACAAUUAUGCUUUCCUCGGAAUUGCGCUGCAAAAUUCUCAAUAUCACGAGUUUCACACGUGGGUGCACUUGGUUUUCCUUUCUUUUCCUUUGAAUUUUAAACGUAUGGGAUAAGGAAUGAUUGCAAAAGUCUUUACUUUCGAUGAUGCAGGAGAAUUUGAGAUUCGCUUAGCGGCGUACGGUAACGGUUGUUAAGACUUUAAUAUCACGUGGAGGAAUUCAAUACUCCCAACUUUCCUGGUGAAAAACAAGUCUUCAAAAUUAGGAGAUUUAUAAGAGAAUGUCUCGCGCGGCUCUAUCUGACUUCCGAACAGGUGCAUCCUGCAGAAGGAGCGCGAUGAUGCAGACGUGAGGAGUCUCCCACUACCUUGAAAAGGACCGAAUCCAUUUCAUCUGGUGGAGGCAACUUUCAGCGGAAUACGCUAUAUAAGAGAGUGACAUGCCGGCUGGCCAAGAUAAAGCACGCGUGUGUUGUUGAUCUUUCGCAGUAUUUUGCCCGUCUUAUCGAACUGUCCUAGUAUUUUCGUCAGUGACAGGAUGUAUUGGGUGCUUCUAGGGUUGCUCAGUUCCGCUAUCGCGGCGCAGAAUUCCUACGACUUAGAAACCAGAGCUGUUUCGUUUCCCGGCAAGCCAAGUAGCUUAGGGCCGCUUUACUCGCCCGGCUUAAGUUCCGCCCAAGGAUUCCGUGAUAACAGUUACGAGGAUAACGCGGUGACGCCCACGCCGUCGCCGACGCCAAUCUACAGGAGUCCUAAUCAACAACCGUUAUAUCGCAAGCCAACGGCAUCGCCGAUAGACACCCGCGAUUACACCCAAGCCAUCCGCGUUGGUUCUGCACCGCGCGCUUCCGCUCGGGGCGGACAGCCCCAGCAGUUCGGCCCCAAUGGACCCACCCAGGAGGAACUCGAAGAGGAGAAGGAGGAGCCCGAUCGUCUCAGCCUUCUUCUACCCCAGAGCAGAUUCGAUUGCGUCAACAAGCAGACUGGCUACUACGCUGACGAGGACCUCAACUGCGAGGUCUUCCACUAUUGUCAGGACAACGCCAAGCACUCGUGGAUCUGCCCCGAGGGCUUCACUUUCCACCAGGUACAUCUAAUCUGCAUGCCACCCAGCGGCGACAUCAGCUGCAAGAAGAGCUCGCAGUACCAUUUCGUCAACGAGUAUUUGUAUAAGCCGUUGAACCUUCAAGAAGCCGAGACCAAGCCCAACGUCACGUUAAGAUACAGCGAGAGGUAUUACCCCUCUGAUAUCUACACGGACGAGAGGGAGGCCGACGAUUAUCAGAUCACUCCUACGCCCGCCCCCGUGCGUCGUCCUGCCCCGCAGAUCCUUGUGAGUCCGCAGCCAAAUUUGAACAGCAUUCCCACGUCGGCCCGUCCGCAGCCCACAGGACUUCCGCAGUAUCGUUUCCCGGUGAAUCAGGUAUUCCGCAGCCCCGAGGAAGUCAACAUUCCCCUUCAGCACAGACGGCCGCAGCAGCAACAGCACCACGUUCUCAGACGGUUCCCUCAAGUUCAAGUCCGACCCGAUGAAGAGGACUACGAAUAGAUCCUUAGAUCCGCGAAUUCUUCAGUUUACUCCAAUUAUUUCGUCCCUCUAACUUUCUUUAAGUUCUAUAAAUCAAUGAUUUAAAAAGUAAGCUAUUAAGUCUCUAAUACUUGUUUUACAAAAUCAACCAAAAACGCGGUAUUCGACACGCUCGAGGUUUCUCGUUGAUCAUUGGUGAUUUUUUGUAUUGUUAUAUUUUUCUAUACAAGAACUUAUAAAUAAAAAAAGUAACGAGAAAAACUGCAAAAGGGACGAGUUUAUAACGUAUAUCUUUAAAAGUGUUAUUAAUAUUCGUUUGCAUAUAUAAUUAGAACUUUGUUCGUCAAAAGUUUUCUUAUCUUGCGCAUUCUCAUUUUAUAAAAUCUUCUCUGCAACGUCCGAAAUCAAUAGUGUUAAGAGACAAGAAUAAAUCUCGUUAAAUUAACGAUAUGUUAAUAAUUAGUAUGUUCUUUUUUCUAAUUAAUUAAAUGUUAAUAUAAGGCUGAUGAAGAGAUAAUUUAAUUCGCGGUGCAAUUAUUAUGAAAGUAGUUUAAUUAUUGUAAAUAAACCACCAUUAAUA
Vollenhovia emeryi is the source of this 2741-nucleotide messenger RNA. RefSeq lists its product as uncharacterized. The transcript has 7 exons. Gene Ontology annotation, cellular component: extracellular region. The coding region runs from base 1172 to 2182 and encodes 336 amino acids. The record is from RefSeq and is a predicted model, not a curated record. Gene Ontology annotation, molecular function: chitin binding. NCBI's taxonomy places the organism in Eukaryota, Metazoa, Arthropoda, Insecta, Hymenoptera, Formicidae.